Messenger RNA from Schistosoma margrebowiei, 1422 nucleotides. The record is from the annotation of a GenBank genome assembly. Lineage: Eukaryota; Metazoa; Platyhelminthes; Trematoda; Strigeidida; Schistosomatidae.
AUGUGUGACAAACCUUUCUUUUAUAACCCCGAUAUCGAUACGAAAAUUGCCGGUUUAUAUGAUCUACAACAUACAAUUGGACGAGGACAUUAUGCUGUUGUGAAACAAGCACGCCAUGUAUUUACUGGUGAGAAAAUUGCAGUGAAAGUAAUCGACAAGACCAAACUGGACAAUGUUUCACGAGAUCAUUUGUUUCAGGAAGUUGUAUGCAUGAAACUUGUUCAGCAUCCAAAUGUGGUUAGAUUAUAUGUAGUUAUUGACACGCCAACCAAAUUGUAUCUCGUUCUUGAGUUAGGUGACGGAGGAGACCUAUAUGAUUACAUAACAAGUCAUGGCGAUGGUCUAAGUGAAAAAGUUGCAAAACGGUAUUUUCGCCAAAUAGUAACUGCCAUUGCUUAUUGCCACAAGUUAAGAGUGGUUCAUCGAGAUCUAAAACCAGAGAAUGUAGUUCUUUUCGAGAAACUGGGUUUGGUUAAGUUAACAGAUUUUGGAUUCAGUAAUAAAUUUAUUCCUGGCACUAAUUUAGACACAGCUUGCGGCUCGUUGGCUUACUCAGCUCCGGAGAUAUUGCUGGGUGACUCAUAUGAUGCUCCAAAAGUGGAUAUUUGGUCCUUAGGUGUGAUAUUAUAUAUGCUUGUCAGCGGAAAUUUGCCUUUUCAAGAAACAAAUGAUAGUGAAACGUUAACGAAGAUCAUGGAUUGUGAUUAUUCCAUGCCUUCACAUUUAUCACCAGACUGUAAGCGGCUUAUUUCUCGUUUACUAAUACGUGAUCCACAAAAGCGUGCUCAUCUUGAUGAUAUCCUACAAGAUGACUGGCUAAAGCUAGAUGAUAAUGACUUACCUAUUGAGCUGUUUUCUGUCCCCUUGAUAUCUCGUGAACAUCUUUCAUUUGAAGACCAUAUGGAGAUUCUAUCCAAAAUGGCUGAGGGUCAACUGGCGUCUGUUGAUGAAAUACAGUCUACUUUAGAUCGUAAUGAAUACAAUCACAUAGCUGCUACAUACUACUUACUUGCGGAGCGCAAACUGAAACGUAACUACAUAGAAGAAUAUAAACGGUUAGCAAGCCAGUCUCAACUAAUUGAAAAACGAAAACAAGAACAACAAAAAUGUAUCAACUGUGUGUUUGGACUAUCUGAAAAUGCAAAACAAGUGCAGAAUGUUGAAAACAAUAUAACUCCUAAAUCUUUGGUAAAUAGUGUGAUGGGUUCAAGUACUGCGACGCCAACUUCACGCAUUUUAAAUUCUUUAGGCUCAUCAAAUGUAGAGGAUCGUGUCAGGCGUUUCAGUAUGAUUUUAGAAGACGAAGAAGAAGAGGAAGAAAGUAAAGGGUCUCCAAUAGCACCUACUUCAUUCGAUAGGUAUAUUUCAGGUAUAAAUGAGUCAGCGAAAAUGGUCAAUGAUUCAGAUGCCUUACACCGCUAA